AUGGCAGAAAAAGUACCACCACAACAUCAAAAUUUAAAAAAAUUGCACCAGAGACAAGAGACAAUAGACAAGAGGCAAGAGUCAAUAGACAAGAGGCAAGAGACAAUAUACAAGAGACUAAACAUCCAGAACAUAAAGAAGCCGAUAAAGAAAAAUAAGAGAAAUUUCAAGAUUGAAAAUCAAUUAGAAUUUUUCAAAACAUUCUCAUCACGUGACAUGCAUAAAAACUUUUUAUGCGCGGAUUUCCAGUACCUCUGCGGGCUGGCAUUCUCAAAUGAUGAUUGUGUGGGCUUGCUUGUAUUCAAAUUUGUGUCUCUGUCUGCAAAAUUGGAACACAAACGACAUUUAGCUAAUGAGAAUUUUGCUCUUGGUAUUUGGUGGGAGUUUAUUAUCUAG
This is a messenger RNA of Helobdella robusta, 396 nucleotides long. RefSeq lists its product as hypothetical. The record is from RefSeq and is a predicted model, not a curated record. The transcript is spliced from 3 exons. Bases 1 to 396 code for a protein of 131 amino acids. Lineage: Eukaryota; Metazoa; Annelida; Clitellata; Rhynchobdellida; Glossiphoniidae.